CGUAUUUUUCAAAAGUUUUUGGUAUCGGAUGGCCGACUGCAUGGUCGGCAUUUACUAAUACUUUUAUGCAGACGAUGGCAUCGUGGCCCAAGACGCCUCUUCAAGAGAUGAGCGGACGAGUUGCGAUUGUGACUGGUGCUAGCAGCGGUAUUGGCUUAGAGACCGUGAAGGGAUUGUGCAAAGCUGGUGCAACAGUUGUCAUUGCAUGCAAAAAUCAAGCGGCUUCUGAACGAGCUGUUAAAGACAUCACGAAUGAUGUAAAUACGUCGAAAGUUGAGUAUAUGUUUCUUAACCUCGCCUCAUUCCAGUCUAUUCGAUCGUUCGUCAAGCGGUUUUUGGCUCGAAAUUGGCCUCUACACAUCUUAGUCAACAACGCUGGUGUCAUGUUGGCACCAUAUACCGAAUCAGAAGACGGUCACGAGAUGCACAUCGCUGUAAAUUACUUGGGUCACUUUCUUCUCACUCAGCUCCUGCUUGACAGGCUGAAAGAAUCUGCAUCUGCAACGACGUUCUCACGAAUAGUCAAUGUGUCUAGCUGCGUUCACGAUGUUGGUGCAAUACAAAUUGACGACUUAAACGGGCAAUUGUCGUUGACUCCUGACAGUCGGUAUGCGCAGAGUAAACUUGCUGUCGUUCUCUUCUCUCACAAGCUACAGCGGCUUUUGUCCACACAUGGUUGUUACGUGACAUCAAACGUUCUACAUCCGGGAAUUGUUGCAAGUGAUCUAUACAGACACGCCCCUCUUUGGUGCAGAGCUGUUUUGGGAUUUCCUGGUCUAAAAGGGGUAACAUUUAAGACUUCUGAACAAGGUGCUGCCACUACUUUGUAUGCGUGUUUGUCUCCAGAGAUGGAGGGAGUCGGUGGCAAAUAUCUCGUUAACUCAAAUAUCGUAAGCUCGUCUUCAGCAUCAUACAACACACAGCUACAGGACAGCUUGUGGACAGAGACAUUAAACCUACUGAAACUCGAUUGAUGAAAAUGCAUACUUUGAGUAGACUGAAGGAAUCGAUUCUUUGCAGACAGGAUUAAAUCAAAUUUAUUCAUAAAAAUUGUUGAUAUCAAUGGAUUAAUGGUUGACCGUUUGGAGUAUGCUGACAGUAUUUGUAUUGCAGAGCAAUGUAGCUAAAGUAUUUAAAAGACUGAGAGGUUAUGC
Molecule: messenger RNA, 1154 nt
Organism: Corticium candelabrum
Lineage: Eukaryota; Metazoa; Porifera; Homoscleromorpha; Homosclerophorida; Plakinidae
Product: dehydrogenase/reductase SDR family member on chromosome X-like
Exons: 8
Coding region: 66-974 (302 amino acids)
Molecular function (GO): oxidoreductase activity
Source: RefSeq, a predicted model, not a curated record